Molecule: messenger RNA, 3354 nt
Organism: Ilex paraguariensis (yerba mate)
Lineage: Eukaryota; Viridiplantae; Streptophyta; Magnoliopsida; Aquifoliales; Aquifoliaceae
Source: the annotation of a GenBank genome assembly
CUGCUCUUCUUCUUCUUCUUCUUCUUAUUUUCAGUCCUCACUUACCCAGAUUCAGGGUUUUGCCAAUUUGGAGUUCAUAGUUCGAUUGCUAAUCCCAGGAAGAGGCUGAGAGAGAUCGAUGGCUAAUAGGAAUCUGGAGAAAUUGGCAUCGAUCGACGCACAAUUGAGGCUUUUGGUACCUGGGAAAUUGUCUGAAGAUGAUAAGCUUGUGGAGUAUGAUGCUCUGUUGUUAGAUCGGUUCCUUGACAUUCUUCAGGAUUUGCAUGGCAAUGAUCUCAAGGAAACGGUGCAAGAUUGUUAUGAACUUUCAGCUGAGUAUGAAGGGAAGCAUGAUCCUAAGAAGCUGGAGGAGCUUGGAAAUGUAUUGACAAGUUUGGAUCCAGGAGACUCCAUUGUCAUUGCUAAAGCUUUCUCUCACAUGCUUAACUUGGCCAACUUGGCUGAGGAGGUUCAGAUUGCUUACCGUCGACGGAUCAAGAAGUUGAAAAAGGGCGAUUUUGUUGAUGAGAACUCUGCAACAACUGAAUCAGACAUUGAAGAAACUCUGAAGAGACUUGUGGUGGACCUGAAGAAGUCUCCUGAAGAAGUUUUUGAUGCACUGAAGAAUCAAACUGUGGACCUAGUUUUCACUGCCCAUCCAACCCAAUCAAUCCGCCGAUCAUUGCUUCAAAAGCAUGCUAGGAUACGGAAUUGUUUGGCCCAGUUAUAUGCCAAAGACAUUACACCUGAUGAUAAGCAGGAACUUGAUGAGGCUCUACAAAGGGAGAUUCAAGCUGCCUUCCGUACUGAUGAGAUCCGAAGGACUCCACCAACCCCACAAGAUGAAAUGCGAGCUGGAAUGAGCUACUUCCAUGAAACAAUUUGGAAGGGUGUUCCUAAAUUUUUACGCCGUGUUGAUACAGCUCUUAAGAACAUAGGGAUAAAUGAGCGUGUUCCUUACAAUGCUCCCCUUAUUCAAUUCUCUUCUUGGAUGGGUGGUGAUCGUGAUGGUAAUCCAAGGGUAACUCCCGAGGUCACGAGGGAUGUCUGCUUAUUGGCCAGAAUGAUGGCUGCUAACUUAUACUAUUCCCAGAUAGAGGACCUCAUGUUCGAGUUGUCUAUGUGGCGUUGCAAUGACGAGCUUCGAGUUCGAGCGGAUGAACUCCAUAGAUCCUCAAGGAAAGAUGCAAAACACUACAUAGAGUUUUGGAAGCAAGUUCCACCAAGUGAACCUUAUCGGGUUAUUCUUGGUGAUGUGAGGGAUAAGCUAUAUCAGACACGUGAACGAUCUCGUCAUUUAUUAGCCCAUGGGUUAUCUGACAUUCCCGAAGAGGCAACUUACACCAAUAUCGAGGAGUUCUUGGAGCCUCUUGAACUCUGCUACAGAUCUCUAUGUGAUUGUGGGGACCGGUCCAUUGCUGAUGGAAGUCUUCUUGAUUUUCUGAGGCAAGUGUCCACUUUUGGACUCUCACUUGUGAGACUUGACAUAAGGCAAGAGUCAGACAGGCACACUGAUGUCAUAGAUGCCAUUACGAAGCAUCUAGAAAUUGGUUCCUAUCGAGAAUGGUCCGAAGAACGCAGGCAGGAAUGGCUUUUAUCUGAACUCAGUGGCAAGCGGCCACUAUUUGGACCCGAUGUUCCAAAAACUGAAGAAAUCGCUGAUGUUUUGGACACACUUCAUGUCAUAGCAGAACUCCCGCCAGACUGCUUUGGAGCUUACAUCAUUUCUAUGGCGACAGCACCAUCUGAUGUGCUUGCAGUUGAGCUUCUACAGCGUGAAUGCCGUGUGAAGCAGCCACUAAGGGUCGUUCCUCUGUUUGAGAAACUCGAUGAUCUAGAGGCUGCUCCUGCUGCCGUUGCACGGCUUUUCUCAAUUGAUUGGUACAGGAACCGUAUUAAUGGUAAACAAGAAGUCAUGAUCGGGUACUCGGACUCUGGUAAAGAUGCCGGGCGGCUUUCAGCAGCCUGGCAGUUAUAUAAGGCUCAAGAGGAACUUAUAAAAGUUGCAAAGCAUCACGGCAUAAAGCUAACCAUGUUCCAUGGUCGAGGUGGGACAGUUGGAAGAGGAGGUGGCCCCACCCAUCUUGCUAUAUUGUCUCAACCUCCAGAAACAAUUCAUGGGUCACUCCGUGUUACAGUUCAGGGUGAAGUUAUUGAGCAAUCUUUUGGAGAGGAGCACUUGUGCUUUAGAACACUUCAGCGUUUCACUGCUGCUACACUUGAGCAUGGGAUGCAUCCCCCAGUCUCGCCAAAACCAGAAUGGCGUGCACUUCUGGAUGAAAUUGCUGUUAUUGCAACAGAGGAUUACCGUUCAAUAGUUUUUAAGGAACCCCGAUUUGUCGAGUAUUUCCGCCUUGCCACCCCAGAGCUGGAGUAUGGCAGGAUGAACAUUGGGAGCCGUCCGUCAAAGCGAAAGCCAAGUGGGGGCAUUGAAUCACUCCGAGCAAUUCCAUGGAUCUUUGCCUGGACACAAACCAGGUUUCAUCUCCCAGUUUGGCUGGGCUUUGGGGCAGCAUUUAAAUAUGCCAUUAAGAAGGACAUUAAGAAUCUCCAUAUGCUGCAAGAAAUGUACAGCAAAUGGCCUUUCUUUAGAGUCACUAUUGAUUUAGUUGAAAUGGUGUUUGCCAAGGGAAACCCUGGUAUUGCUUCUUUGUAUGACAAACUCCUUGUUUCGGAGGAUCUAUGGUCAUUUGGAGAACGUUUGAGGACCAACUCUGAGGAAACAAAGAGCCUUCUGCUCCAGAUUGCUGGACACAAGGAUCUUCUAGAAGGAGACCCACAUUUGAAGCAGCGACUUCGUCUUCGUGAUUCCUACAUCACCACUUUGAAUGUGUGUCAGGCCUACACGCUAAAGCGGAUUCGUGACCCCAACUAUCAUGUGCAACUCCGGCCUCACAUCUCCAAAGAGUAUAUGGAAUCAAGCAAACCUGCUGCUGAAUUAGUUAAGCUGAACCCGACAAGCGAGUAUGCCCCUGGCUUGGAGGACACCCUUAUCUUGACCAUGAAGGGUAUUGCUGCUGGGCUGCAAAACACUGGUUAAAUAUUAUGUAUUUUCUGCUCUUCCCCUUCCUUUUAGUCGAAUAAGUUUUACCAGAAAGAUAAUCUAUCGUGUGUUUCUGUAGUUAUUUCUGUUUCCAAUAGGGAGAAUUUAUGUGAUCCCUCACUGGAAACUCUACUUUAAAAUUUGUAUGAUCAGAUUGUUGAGAUAUAAACUGGCAGUAGCUGGUUAAUGCUAUUUUCUCGAGAAUGGAACUGAUUAUAUAAUACUUUGGCUUCAGUGUUGCCAUGAAAAUUGCCCUUUUUUUUAACUCUUUCCCCCCUAUUCAUUAUUUCUAGUACAUGGGGAAAGUUUGUUGUGGUUGAUGCCAGUGUGAC